Messenger RNA from Lontra canadensis (Northern American river otter), 984 nucleotides. RefSeq names its product GTPase, IMAP family member 6 (gene GIMAP6). Gene Ontology annotation, cellular component: cytosol. The record is from RefSeq and is a predicted model, not a curated record. Lineage: Eukaryota; Metazoa; Chordata; Mammalia; Carnivora; Mustelidae. Gene Ontology annotation, molecular function: GTP binding.
AUGGCCCUGGCCGGCCCAAGGAAAAGGAUCUGUGCGUUCUGGGCUUUUGUCCUUGGGAAGGAUGUGCUGACGGUCAGUGUGACCAAAGGCUCACCCGGGCCUGAGGCUCUGAAGCCAACAGACCCCGUGCAGGUGCUUGGCUGGAUCCCCUUCUUCCCCUCUCCCACCCACACCCCUCUUGGCUCUAACCCCGGCUCCCUCUGCUUUGCCUCGCUGACUUGGUGCUCCUGGGCCGGGCCGGCGGGGGGCUGGGGGGGCCACGGAGCCCGGUCUCUGAGGCUGCUCCAGGUGGGGAAAACGGGCAGUGGGAAAAGCGUCACCGGAAACAGCAUCCUGGGCAGGAGAGAGUUCGAGUCUAAGCUCAGCAGGGUGGGGACCCUUACCCUCCAGCGCAGCGUCCGCGGCUGGGCACGGAGGGAGCUCGAGGGAGUCGACACACCCGACGUCCUGUUCCCACUGGUCGGGCCGGAGGCGGCGGUGCGGGCCAUGUGCGAGGCGGUGGCCUUCUGGGCACCCGGACCGCACGCGGUGCUGCUGGUGACGCAGCUGGGCUGCUUCGCCAAGGAGGACCGGCGGGUCGUGCGGCGCCUGCAGCAGGAGGCCUUCGGGGUGCGCGUCCUGGCGCACUCGGUGCUGGUGUUCACGCGCGUGGCGGCCCUGGAGUGCGGCUCGCUGGAGGAGAACGUGCGGACAACCAGCACCUGCCCCAGCUGGACGCGGUGUGCCGAGGCGCGGGAGCUGCUGCAGGUGGUCGAUGGCGUCCUGUGGGAAAACGAGGGCCGCCCCUACAGCCCCCCGGCCUACCGGUACUCCCAGCAGCGCAGCCUGCUCGGGGCCGCGCGGGACACGCAGAUUCACCCAGGGCAGGGUUCCGAGCCCCCCCCCCCCCCCCCCCCCCCGGAGCCCCUGCUGGAGGGACUGUGCCAAUUGCAGAAGGAAUUCGAGAAGGUUCACAGACAUCUGCUCAGCAGGGAGCCCAUUUGA